Messenger RNA from Zophobas morio, 617 nucleotides. Its product is annotated as ras-like GTP-binding protein Rho1. The record is from RefSeq and is a predicted model, not a curated record. The annotation marks the transcript as partial. Gene Ontology annotation, cellular component: cytosol. Gene Ontology annotation, molecular function: GTP binding; protein kinase binding; GTPase activity. Gene Ontology annotation, biological process: small GTPase-mediated signal transduction. NCBI's taxonomy places the organism in Eukaryota, Metazoa, Arthropoda, Insecta, Coleoptera, Tenebrionidae. The transcript has a single exon.
UGUCCCUCCGGAAGAAAAGUAGUCGUGGGUGAUGGUGGCUGUGGGAAAACCUGUCUUUUGAUUGCAUUUGCCAAUGACAAGUUCUAUGAAGAGUAUAUAUUUGCUGACUUCGAAACUUAUGCAGCAGAUAUUGAAGUUGACGGUAAAAAUAUAGAAUUGUUUCUGUGGGACACUUCCGGACAAGAGGAGUAUAAUCAUCUAAGACCCAUCCAAUAUUCAGCAGCAGACGUUGUUUUGAUCUGCUUUUCUGUAGCACGGAGGGUUUCUUUGGAAAAUGUUUCCGCUCUGUGGUGGCUUGAAGUGAAACACUUUUGCCCGAAUGUGCCCAUUUUGCUAAUUGGUACCAAAAGUGACUUAAGGGAAGAUAGAAAAGAACUGGAAAAGUUUGCGAAGGUGAAGGAGAGACCAGUGACAAGCAAAGACGCGGAAACGGUUGCCAAGAGAAUAGAAGCAGUAACAUAUCUUGAGUGUUCUGCAAAGACUAGAUCCAAUGUUCACGCUGUGUUUGCGGAAGCAGCUAAAGCUAUGAUUAGUGAAAAGAGGAAAAGGAAGAAAUAUAAUUGUGUAUUAAUUUAAUUUUAAAAAUGACAAAUAUGUUUAGUGGUAUAAAAAAUAAC